CAUUUAUGUCAUAUAAAUUUAACAUUAAAAAGAAAAUUAGAUAAAAAAUGAGUGAUUAUACUGCUCGAGUGCAAGAUCCAGAUAGUUACAAUGGUGCUAGUCAUGAUAACUUCAGUUGGUCGCAAAGUAUAAGCGACCUUGACGUGCUCCUGAACAUUCCUAGCAGUCUGAUGAGCCCCCGUGACCUCAAAGUCAGCGUAUCGAGCAAGAAAAUCAAGGUCGCGAUAAGAGAAAAAAAUAUUACUGGCGCCGAUAGUCCUGAAAAAUGGUCUCACUUGUUAAACGGUCAAUUAUCAUUCCCCGUAAAGCAAAAUGAAACCAUUUGGAGUCUAAUUCCUAACCAGCAUAUUCACAUUCAUUUGGAAAAAGCCGCUGAAAGGUGGUGGGAAGCUUUGAUAGUCGGUGAGCCUAAAAUAAAAUUAAGUGAAAUAGACUGUUCGCGCGAUUACAGCGAACUUAAGCCAAUUGAGCAAAGCAAGUUGCAAGAAUUGAUGUGGUAUCAACAACAAAAAUUACUAUCUAGGUCAAGCGAUAAAUAAAAAACAAUAAAUUAAUUACAUUAAUAAUUAAACAGCAAUAUUUGUUUAAUUACUUCUGCUUCUAUCAGCUAAAAUUUCUUGAUACUUGACACUCGUAAAUUAAAUCAUGCAAUACGCUGUUCACAUUUGACUAAACAUAUAUCAAACAUCAAACCGUUCGCUCUAAUUUUUUGCAAUAAAUAAUUCCAUUUAACCGUUAUAUUGGAAUAUUAACGACAUUAUAAGUAAAGGUCUAGAAAAUUAAAAAUCAACCAGCAAUUACGUUUAAUAAAUCGA
This is a messenger RNA of Cotesia glomerata, 815 nucleotides long. RefSeq names its product nudC domain-containing protein 3-like. Bases 48 to 539 code for a protein of 163 amino acids. Gene Ontology annotation, cellular component: cytoplasm. Gene Ontology annotation, biological process: protein folding. The transcript has 2 exons. Lineage: Eukaryota; Metazoa; Arthropoda; Insecta; Hymenoptera; Braconidae. The record is from RefSeq and is a predicted model, not a curated record.